CUUGGCAGGCGGUAGGGACCAGGAGCGGCCUCAGAGGUGGACCCUGCAAGGUGGGCCGGCCAGCUGGUCCUACACAGGCCCACCCACACCAGGGAAGGGAGGGGGAAGCUGCCUCCCCACCCCAGCGGGCUGUUGUCUGCGAGGAAGGAGAGCCCUCGGCGCACGCGGCCGGCCCACCCUCGGUGCAUUUGUAUCCGCCUUGGGCCGCGAAGGCAAAGGCUGCGCCCAGGCAUCCAGGCCAGGACCGCCAGGCGCGAAGAUGGCUGCCCAGGUGCCGCUGUGGAAGGCGCUGUUCCUGCUGAGUGUGCUCUGUCUGGUUCAAGGUGCCCAUGGCGGGGGCCCCCGGGAGGACUUCCGCUUCUGUGGCCAGCGGAACCAGACGCACAGGAGCCGCCUGCAUUACGAGCAGGCCCAGGAGCUGCACAUCUCCAUCAGGAACUCGGAGGAGGCCCUCACCAUCCACGCCCCCUUCCCGGCAGACCCUAAGGCCUCUCGGCACUUCCCCGAGCCCCGGGGCCUCUACCACUUCUGCCUCUACUGGAGCCGGCACACCGGCAGGCUGCACCUGCGCUACGGCAGACAUGACUACCUGCUGAGCCAUGAGGCCUCGGGCCUCCUCUGCUUCCGGCACCAGGAGACGAGCCCGGGCCCAGGCCCCCCACUGCUCGCCACCUCCGUAAGGUCAUGGUGGGCCCCCCAGAACGCCAGCUUGCCCAGGGCUGCCGCCUUUACCUUCAGGUUCCACGACCCUCCCCAGAAAGUCUCCCACAAUGCCUCGGGGGACAUGUGUGAGCUGAAACGGGACCUGCAGCUGCUCAGCCAGCUCCUCAGGCAUCCCCAGAAGGCGGCCAGGAGGCCCUCGUCCAACCUCGCCCACAGGCAGCUGCAGAGCCUGGAGUCGAAGCUGGCCUCGGUGAGGUUCCCGGGGACCGCGAUGUCCUUCGAGGAGGACCGGGUCAAUGCCACAGUGUGGAAGCUGCGGCCCCAGGCUGGCCUCCAGGACCUGCGCAUCCAUUCUCCGCCGGAGGCGGAGCAGGGCGAGGUCCUGGAGUACUCGGUGCUGCUGCCGCGCGCGCUAUUCCAGCAGAGCAAGGGCCGGCAGGGCGGGGCCGAGAGGAGACUCCUGCUGGUGGACUUCAGCAGCCAGGCCCUGUUCCAGGACAAGAAUUCCAGCCAGGUCUUGGGUGAGAAGGUUCUGGGCAUCGUGGUGCAGAACACCAAAGUAGCCAACCUCUCGGAGCCCGUGGUGCUCACCUUCCAGCACCAGCCCCAGCCGCGGAACGUGACUCUGCAGUGCGUAUUCUGGGUUGAAGACCCAACACGGAGCAGCCCGGGGAGCUGGAGCCAGGCCGGGUGCGAGACGGUGCGGAGAGAGACCCAGACGUCGUGCCUCUGCGACCACCUGACCUACUUCGCGGUGCUGAUGGUGUCGUCCGUGGAGGUGGACGCCGUACACAAGCACUACCUGAGUCUCCUGUCCUACGUGGGCUGCGUCGUCUCCGCCCUGGCCUGCAUCUUCACCAUUGCCGCCUACCUCUUUUCCAGGAGGAAGUCUCGGGAUUACACCAUCAAGGUGCACAUGAACCUGCUGCUGGCCGUCUUCCUGCUGGACGUGAGCUUCCUGCUCAGCGAGCCUGUGGCCCUGAGCCACUCGGAGGCCGGCUGCCGCGCCAGCGCCAUCUUCCUGCACUUCUCCCUGCUCGCCUGCCUCUCCUGGAUGGGCCUCGAGGGCUACAACCUCUACCGCCUGGUGGUGGAAGUCUUCGGCACCUACGUCCCCGGCUACCUGCUCAAGCUCAGCCUCGUGGGCUGGGGCUUCCCCGUCUUCCUGGUCACAUUGGUGGCUCUGGUGGAUGUGAACAACUACGGCCCCAUCAUCCUGGCUGUGCACAGGACCCCCGAGAGCGUCAUGUACCCUUCCAUGUGCUGGAUCCGUGACUCCCUGGUGGGCUACGUCACCAACCUGGGCCUCUUCAGCCUGGUGUUCCUGUUCAACACGGCCAUGCUGGGCACCAUGGUGCUGCAGAUCCUGCGGCUGCGCUCCCACAGCCAGAAGUGGCCGCACGUGCUCACGCUGCUUGGCCUCAGCCUGGUCCUCGGCCUGCCCUGGGCCUUGGUCUUCUUCUCCUUUGCUUCCGGCACCUUCCAGCUGGUGGUCCUCUACCUCUUCAGCAUCAUCACCUCCUUCCAAGGUCUCCUCAUCUUCCUCUGGUACUGGUCCAUGCGGCUGCAGGCCCGAAGCGGGCCGUCCCCUCUGAAGAGCAGCUCGGACAGCGCCAGGCUCCCCAUCAGCUCCGGCAGCACCUCGUCCAGCCGCAUCUAGACCGCCAGCGCACCUGCUCGGCGAGAGGAAGCAGGGAUGCGGCCUCUCCCUACACUGCCUGCUCCGUGUGCGGCCAGGCCCGGACCAUGGCGGUCAGCUGGGGACUUGAGAAGGCCCUAGGACCUUGGGGGCAUGGGACAGGGCCCAGAGGGGGGUCUUGGGGAUGCUCCGCGGACAGGCCCAGCUCCCGAAGCACUCCGGAGUGCGCCCCCUGCAGGCUGGGGCUGUCCCCACAGCUAUCCCGACCUGGGGCUGGAGCCUGUUCUUUCCUGGCCACCUCUGGGCCCGGCGUUUGUUACUGGGGGUCUGACCUCCCAGGCCCCCGGCCAGGCCUCGGCCCUGUCUCUGGCAGGCGCCACGUGGCCACUUGCCAGCUCUGUCAUUUUUUAACCUGAGCAUGGCAUCGCAGGGCUGGUGCUGGAGCCAGCACCUGGAGGAAGAGGCCCCGGCCAGAGCACGGCCUUAGCUCGCCUACCUCGGAACCCAGGCCUCGCUCUCUGGCAGCCUCCCCAGGCCUCUCUCUUCCUCCUGGCUCCUCCCGGCCUCCCCUUGGGUCUCCGCAGGCCUGCAGUCCCGGCGUCCCCAGGUCCAGAGCUGCACAUGGGGCAAUGCUGCCCACGAGCCUCCUGGUGCCUGCUGUCCGCUUGUACCAGCCGCACAGCCUGAGCCUGCCCCGACUGUGGCUGGGUGUAGACGCGUGGGCUGGGCAGGGCCGUCUGGCCAUCCUGGCCUCUCUCUGAGCUGCCUCACCCUUGCUCUCACCCCAAGGGGACCCCAACCUCUCAAAGCCCUCUUGUGGCACAAACGGUGGAUAUUACUGUUCUGUCUGGCUUUGGUCUGGCACUGCAAAGACUAACACGAGACUCCUUCUCUGGGGAUGCCAGCCUCAAGCCUGCAGCUCUCCUAAGUGGUCACCUCGGUGUCCCUGCCCCGGGCACACUUGGCUCUCCAUCCUGGUUAUCUCUGUCCAACAAGCAUGCACUGGUCAGCGGCCAGCCUGUGCUAGGGGGUAGGGACCUGGUCACUUCCCCAGUAAACUCUUAGUGUAAUGUGUGUGGCCAGGGCUCCUGGAGCUACAGGCAUGGGAUCAGGGAGCCAUCAUUCUUGGCUGGGAACCCAGGAAGGCUUCCUGUAGGAAGUGGCAUUUGAUCUUGCUUUCAGCCGAAAGAUGGAGAGGGUGUGUGUUGUUUUUUUUUUUUUUUUAAGUACUAAUUCCUUUGUCUUUUGAUAUGAAAAGUACAUGUUUGUUGUAGAGGAUUUGGAAACUGUAGAAGAGUAUGAAGAACCAAAAUAAAAUUAGCUGUCACCAUCAGCUGACACCCAGUGUGGACA
This is a messenger RNA of Lepus europaeus (European hare), 3655 nucleotides long. It is a transcript of the gene ADGRG1, whose product is annotated as adhesion G protein-coupled receptor G1. Gene Ontology annotation, cellular component: membrane. Lineage: Eukaryota; Metazoa; Chordata; Mammalia; Lagomorpha; Leporidae. Gene Ontology annotation, molecular function: heparin binding; G protein-coupled receptor activity. Gene Ontology annotation, biological process: cell surface receptor signaling pathway; adenylate cyclase-activating G protein-coupled receptor signaling pathway. The coding region runs from base 260 to 2323 and encodes 687 amino acids. The transcript is spliced from 15 exons. The record is from RefSeq and is a predicted model, not a curated record.